Papilio polytes (common Mormon) is the source of this 1140-nucleotide messenger RNA. Its product is annotated as mediator of RNA polymerase II transcription subunit 26-like. Gene Ontology annotation, cellular component: core mediator complex; mediator complex; nucleus. Gene Ontology annotation, molecular function: transcription coregulator activity. Lineage: Eukaryota; Metazoa; Arthropoda; Insecta; Lepidoptera; Papilionidae. Gene Ontology annotation, biological process: regulation of transcription by RNA polymerase II; positive regulation of gene expression. The transcript has 9 exons. The coding region runs from base 346 to 1140 and encodes 264 amino acids. The record is from RefSeq and is a predicted model, not a curated record.
CCUGCACAGGCCUGUGUCACCCGAUUCGAGUUACAAUUUUGCCUCUUAGGAGGUUGUCUCUAGACAAACUAUGAUUCUGUGAUGAUACUAAGAAGUAUAGAAGCCCUAAGUGAACAUAGCUGAGCAUGAUUAUCACGUUAUUGAAAGGAAAAGUGUCUGUAUGGAUACGUGAGCGAUUCGAGUGCGGUGUACGGGGCCACUGACGUCGCCAGCGCUCGUCCCUCCGUCCCUAGUGCCAAAUGUUUUGCAAUGUGAAAGUAUGGAAUUGUGCCACGCGUGACCUUUCCCGUAGAUUUUCGUCAGGUCGCUCCGACGAGCGGAAAAUUGGGCUGAUUGGCAGUGAAAAUGUGUUUUGUCUCGCGGCUGACUUUAGUGCGCCGAGGUUCGAGCGCUGGCGGUGUGGCGGUCACCCUGACCGUGGCGUAUGCCUUCGUCAAUCCCAACAAGAUUGUAACUAUAUUUAUAUCAAUUUAUUCACUUUUGAUGGUGCAAUUGCAGGUGGUCGACAUGCACGCUGUCAACGAAAUUAUAUCCAUUUUGGAGAAAAUCAAUAUUACAAAAGAGCUGUUGGAGACCACCCGACUGGGCAAGCAUGUCAACGAGCUGCGACGGAAGACGACUGACCAGACUUUGGCGAGGAGAGCCAAGGUGCUGGUGAAAAGAUGGCGAGACCUCGUCAUACCAACUGUUGCCUCGCCCGCUCACACUGGUUCAAACCGGUCGUCAGCGGAGCGUCAGAUGCGACGACUGGGCGGGACACCGCUCACCUCGCCCGCGCUCACACGGAAUGUGGUGAGUCCUGCCGUGCCCAGCCCACGCACGCAAGCCCGCCCUGCGUGGGGCGGAUACGAGUCUGACUCGCAGGAUGUGAUCUUAGUGGAUGAUGAGCCCCCCGCCGCGCUGCCGCCCCCGCCCAUAACACCCCUCGCGCCCCUAGCGCCCCUCGCCACACAGAAACCCCUCACGCCCACGCCCACCAUUACGCCCACGCCUCCGAUCAAGAGGCAACCGUCCCCUGAAAGUGUUCAUGAUGACAAAAAAGCGAAAAGGGAUAAAAAGCCUAAGAAAAGAAGGGGCCACAGUCGCGCGGGGUCCGGUGCGGAGGCGGGGGGUGUGGUGGAGAGUGCGCUGGCGCAUUGA